CCCAACAAUAGUGAAUGGCAGUGGUUUAAGUCAGUCGCGCGAACGGAGUUCCGAAAUAAACGAAGAAAAACAUUGGUAUUAAAAACAGGUCUGACCCUUAGCAGUGCUCCAAGAUGAUUUUUCAUGGUUGGAAUUGGAUCUGAACGAAACUGAUAUACCUGUACAAAGUGCUAAUAUUGUGAAUUUCAUGACCAAAAUGAGAGUUCUGAAGCCAGCUGAGUCGACAAUGAGACUUUUGGACCGUCCCACCAGCCCGGCGGUUCGCAGGGUGGAGAUGGAGCGUGGCAGAGCUGGCUACGGAUUUACAAUUGCCGGCCAAGCACCAUGUGUUCUGCGAGGAAUAAUAAAAGGAAGUCCGGCGUACAGUGUCGGACUGCGACCUGGGGACCGCAUCUUGCGUGUGAAUGAUACAGAUGUGUCUGAGGCAUCACAUGAGGUUGUGGUGAAGCUAAUCGGUACGUCAUCACGGUCACUGUGUUUGCUGGUCACAUCUGUUGACAGGCCGCCCAUGGCCUCCUGCUCCAGUGACGAGGAGCUGGGUUGUCAGAGUAAGAGUAAACUACCAUGGCUCAAUCCUGGAAAAAAGGGCCCCUUCCCUGCUAAUCUCAACAGCAUGGACACGAGGGAGCCAAUGCUUCAGUCAGUUGGAAGUUUUGACACCGUCUUUGAGAUUUCCGAUCAGGGCACCGCCCAUCAAGACAAGCAGAAAAAACAAAGACCUUUGUCUGAACCAGAUAUGUCUUAUUGGUUGCAGCAGCAUAGAUCCAAAAGCCACAUUGAUAGUCUCUCACAGGAUGACGCAUCUCGAGUCGUGAGCGAGGAUUCUGUGUUUUCAGACCUUCAGAGUCAGAAUGACUUUGUAUCGGAUUCCAGCAUCCUAAACGUUUCAAUGAUUGUGGGAUACAUCAACUCCAUGGAACUGGAGCUAGAAACGUCACAAUCUGAGGAGGAGGCGUUGCAAGCCAUUCGUGAAUGCAUCAGUCAGAUUGGUAUUGAGCAGAAGACCCAUUCAUUGGUCAUGAUGAGGGUCAAAUGCAGCUGCAUUCAGCUUUGUGAUGACCGAGACAUCGUUCUGGCAUCUUACCCAGCGGAAAACCUGGCACUCUGCAUCAUUUGCAUGGAAGACAGCAGGUUCUUUGGCCUUGUUUCGGUUGAUUCGACCAAAAAUAUUGACGUUGGGACACAGACGAGCACCCUGAAGGCAUUAUGCCAUGUCUUUUUCAUUGAUCCAGAGCUUUACAACCACCAGGAGCACCAAAGUAUCAUGAGACACUUUGGUAUGCCCUGCACUCCUGAUCCAGACACUCAAGGAUGUUUGGAGUUUCCUCAAACUCCACACUCGAUUUCACACUUCGUGUCCGUUCUCUAUACUGACAUUGGAGACUAUAUUGAAAAACUGAGAGUGAAACUCGAGAGCGAAAAUCCAGACGAACAAAAUCCACGGAACAGCGGCAGCGACAGUGGGAUCGGAAUUGCUUCUCCAGAGGAUAGAGACAGUCUGACUGGCCAGUGGAGCUUCACAUCUCCAAACAUUCCCAAUCCACCACCAUAUUAUUCCCAACACAGGAACAGCGCACUCCUCAAACCAGAAUGCAGGUGCCUUUUGUCUGAACCGCUAACAGGAGCUGCUCAACCUGCGACUCAAUCAAGUGUCACGGCCAAGGUGGAUGGUUCAGCUUUUACUCCUCUUCCUCUUAAUAUGCAAGCCAACUUGCCACCUAAACAGAGAACCAGUCAACGCAGACCGUCCAUUGGCUUAAAAGCUCGCUGGCAGAAGUCUCGUCCUAACAGCAUGGAAUGCUUGUUGGAUAGGGCCAACGAUGAGCCCAAAAGUAAAGGUAGCUUCCUGCCGCCUGCUAUGGAACAAAUUCCAACUCUCAGAUACAAACCGCUAGAAGAUCUCAAACAUCUUCAGAGAAUGAACUUCACCCCGGAGCUUGAGCUGACGACCAGGUUCUUCAGUAGCGCAGCCAAGCAUAAGGACGGGGAAAACAAGGGAUCUUUAUUUUGGGCACUCACAAGGGGACGCUCCUCUGUUCGAAAACCAACAGGUCCAGCUAAACGACUCAGUCUGGCUCAUUCACUUAAUGACCUUGAGUCGGCUGCGUCGGACGGAGAGCGCAGUGGAGUCAAGCGUCAUGACUGCGGCAGCGUGAGCAGUUUGGAAAGUAAUGGUAGUCUGCCUUGCGUCAACAACCAUUGCCGCUUCUCAGAGCGCCGUGUUGCAUCAUGGGCCAUCAGCUUUGAGCGUUUGCUCCAAGAUCCUGUGGGUGUCCGCUAUUUUUCUGAGUUUCUAAAGAAGGAGUUUAGUGAGGAAAACAUCUUAUUCUGGCAGGCCUGUGAAUGCUUUAGCCAAGUUCCUGAACAUGACAAAAAGCAGCUGUCCCAGAAGGCCAAAGAGAUCUACAAUCGUUUCCUCUCAAGUAAAGCUACUAUGCCGGUGAACAUCGAUAGUCAAGCUCAACUUGCUGACGACGUCCUGACGGCUCCACAGCCUAACAUGUUCAAACAGCCGCAGCUACAGAUCUUUAACCUGAUGAAGAUGGACAGUUAUGCUCGGUUCCUGAAGUCCACUCUCUAUCAGGAGUGUAUGAUGGCUGAGGUAGAAGGCCGACCUCUCCCUGACCCCUGCCCAAUCCCAUGUAGUCCUGCGCCCUCCAAGCACAGCUUGAACUCUGACCGUUCCACAUUCUCCACACCUAAAAAGGAAAAUAAGAAGCCCAAAACCGGCAGAUCAAGUGAUGACCUCAGAGAGAAACACUCGGAUAAGAAAAAUGGCUUCUUCUCCCGCUACAGAUAUCCAAGUAUUGGGAAAGGACAAAAGAAAAGAGAAGCCCCAGAUUUACCUUACAACUGUAAUGGGCGGAGAGAGUCUCAGGGUUCACUGUCUUCUGGUGCGAGUCAAGAGUUCAACACAACCUGUUCCGGAGGAAAGAAUGAGCAGUGUGAGCUGAGACGUUCAGGUUCAGUUUGGGAAAAGGACAAAGAUCGAUGCGGCAGGACGUGUCGAGUAAUCCUGCCCGACGGCUCAAGCUGCUCCAUUCCUCUACGACAGGGCGUCUCCAUCAGACAGGUGCUGCUAGAGCUCUGUCAAAAACAGCACAUCAACCUGGCUGCUGUCGACCUCUUCCUCACUGGAGGAGAGAAGCCUUUGGUGUUGGACCAGGAUAGUAAUACCCUCAGCUCCCGAGAACUUCGUCUUGAGAAACGCACUUUGUUCAGACUGGACCUGGUACCCAUUAACAGAUCGGUUGGGUUGAAAGCAAAACCCACAAAACCUGUGACUGAGGUUCUGCGUCCUGUGGUUGCCAAGUAUGGACUCCACCUUGGCGAUUUGGUGGCCAGAAUAAGUGGCGAGACAGAGAUUCUGGAUCUUGGAGUCCCCAUAUCAAACCUUGAUGGUCUACGAGUUGUAUUGGAGAGGGCUGAUCCAGCCAAAGACAAGUCUAAAACACUCAACUCCAAAACACCAGCUGCCAAGAAAGGUCUCCUAAGAGAGAGAGACGACAUCUCAGCGGGGAAACCGUUGAAAGGAGAUGCUGAAGACAGGCAUCCGCGGACAGCAGCGUCAGACAGGAAGAAAGGGAAAAAGAAUCAUAUAGAUGAAGCAGAAGAAUUUUUCGAGUUGCUAAGUCGGGCCCAGAGCAGUCGCGUCGAUGACCAGAGAGGCUUGCUGAGGAAAGAAGAUCUCGUGCUUCCCGACUUUCUCCGUGUGAAUCCUGAUCCCGAACCCCAACCUCCUGCCUGCUCGACCCCCACCUCCCAUAAACCCGGCCACACCACCACAAACCCCCAACCCCCUAAACCCAGCUCCUCUAACGGACACCCCCGUGCACCCAGCCCUGACUCGAUCCCUUUCAUCACCCCACUCUCCCCUAUCCUAUGCCCCACUGGUCCCCAGGGCCCGGAGGAGGAAGGGCUGGGCGAUCUGACUCUGGUGGGGGAGGGGGACAUCACCAGCCCUAACUCCACUCUGCUUCCGUCUCCACCGAUCUCUCCGCCUCCUUAUGAGGGCAGUCUACCUGAGGCCGACUUCACUCCGCCGGCAUGCGUUCACAAGCGGCCCAGCCCAGGUACAGAGGAAGGAAGCUCGUGCACUUCUUCAGCGGUCAAUAACCAGCACCCCUCCUCAACAUCCCAAGCGGACUCCUCUGUGCGGGACAGGAGGCUCGGUGUGGAGGGGGUCACUCUGGAGGACAGCUUCGAGGGUUACAAAGCCGAGCUUCGCCAGUGCCAGAACAAAAUGAGAAAUGGCAUUCACCCCUCCACAGAAGCGUCCCGUCCCCUCAGCGGGGUGCUGGAAGUCAACGAGAGCGACACAGUGCAAUACAAAGCAACGUUUGUCUGAAGGAAGCUGCUUGUUGGACAUUUUCAAAGACUGAUAUGGAGCCAAAAUGUGCAUGUGGAAAAUAUUGUGUAUGUAAAUAAUGUGACCUAAGAUUGAAGAGGUUACUCGUUCAUAUUUUGUAACUCACGACCAUUCUUUAUUUAAUGAGUGGCUAAUUAGUGUUCAGUGUUAGAUUGAAGUCAUAGUGCACAUCAGAAUAACUCGGGAGGUAAACGCAAAUGGUUUCAGUAGCCUAAUUAUAGUGGAAUUAAUGCAACAGUUCCAAUAAAUUCCCUUGGAUUUUAUUUUUAUUUUU
Messenger RNA from Pimephales promelas (fathead minnow), 4643 nucleotides. It is a transcript of the gene rgs12a, whose product is annotated as regulator of G protein signaling 12a. The record is from RefSeq and is a predicted model, not a curated record. Gene Ontology annotation, molecular function: protein binding; GTPase activator activity. Gene Ontology annotation, cellular component: plasma membrane; nucleus; cytoplasm. Gene Ontology annotation, biological process: regulation of G protein-coupled receptor signaling pathway; signal transduction. Lineage: Eukaryota; Metazoa; Chordata; Actinopteri; Cypriniformes; Leuciscidae.